Molecule: messenger RNA, 7021 nt
Organism: Grus americana (Whooping crane)
Lineage: Eukaryota; Metazoa; Chordata; Aves; Gruiformes; Gruidae
Gene: ACSL6
Product: acyl-CoA synthetase long chain family member 6
Exons: 21
Coding region: 259-2565 (768 amino acids)
Biological process (GO): long-chain fatty acid metabolic process; very long-chain fatty acid metabolic process; long-chain fatty-acyl-CoA biosynthetic process
Cellular component (GO): membrane; endoplasmic reticulum
Molecular function (GO): arachidonate-CoA ligase activity
Source: RefSeq, a predicted model, not a curated record
GGCCAUCACAGCAGCCAGCAGCGUCGCCCCUUUUAAGAGGGAGCUGGAGGGCUCGGCAAGAUGGGGAGAGGAGGAGGGUUGCUAAAAAUACCGCCCCGUGCUGGGGGAGCGCCGGGGAACGUGCGGUGCCCGGCGGGGCGCGGAGGGCCGGGCCGCCUCGGUGCGCAGUGAACGCGCCUCGGUGCGCAGUGUACGCGCCUCGGUGCGCAGUGAACGCGCCGCAGUGCGCGGCUGCACGGAGCGGGCCCCGCCGCAGGGAUGCUCGCCCCGCUCCUGGGCUCCGCGGGCUCCGGCUGGCUGCUGCUGGAGUUUGCCGUUUCGCUCGUGGAGAAGAUGCAGGCUCAGGAAAUCCUGCGGAGCCUGCGGCUCCCCGAGUUCGACGACCUCAGCCAGUUUUUCCGCAACCUGCCGGCCACGGCGCUGGUGGGCAUCGGUGCCUUCGCCGCUGUCGUCGCCUAUUGGUUUGCCAGCCGGCCCAGGGCCGUGAAGCCGCCCUGCGACCUGCGGAUGCAGUCGGAGGAGGUCGAGGGCCUGGCCGGGGCACGCCGGUCGGUGAUCGGGGACAGCCCACAGCUGCUGACGCACUACUACGAUGAUGCCAGGACCAUGUACGAGGUCUUCAGGAGGGGAUUCAGCAUCUCUGAAAAUGGCCCCUGCCUGGGGUUCAGGAAGCCCAAGCAGCCCUACCAGUGGCUGUCCUACAAGGAGGUGGCUGAACGAGCAGAAGCUCUGGGUUCAGGGCUUCUUCAGCAGGGCUGCAAGCCAUCCACGAAGCAGUUCAUUGGGGUCUUUGCUCAAAACCGUCCAGAGUGGAUCAUUUCCGAGCUGGCUUGCUACACCUACUCCAUGGUGGUGGUUCCCCUCUACGACACCUUAGGUCCUGGAGCCAUUCGUUACAUCGUCAACACAGCUGACAUUUCCACAGUCAUUUGUGACAAACCUGAAAAAGCCAGAAUACUCCUCGACCAUGUGGAGAGGAGAGAAACGCCAGGUCUGAGCUCCAUCAUCCUGAUGGACCCGUUUGAGAAGGAGCUGACGGAGAGAGGGAGGUGCUGUGGGGUUCGCAUCCAGACCAUGCAGGAGGUGGAGGACUGUGGCCGUGAGAGUCGACGUGUGCCCGUGCCUCCUCGGCCGGAAGAUCUAUCAAUUGUCUGUUUUACUAGUGGCACUACAGGAAACCCCAAGGGUGCUAUGCUGACUCACGGGAACGUGGUUGCUGAUUUUUCAGGCUUUUUGAAAGUGACGGAGAAAGUGAUCUUUCCGAGACAGGACGAUGUGCUCAUCUCCUUCCUGCCUCUGGCUCACAUGUUUGAAAGAGUUAUACAGGUAAGAAGCCUGCCUGAACUGACGAGGCCUCGUGGGGCUCCUUGUGUUUUCUUCCAGAGUCAGUGGUCUCCUACUUGUGAGGAUGUACACAUUUCCUAUUUGCCUUUAGCACACAUGUUUGAGAGAAUGGUACAGUCUGUAGUAUACUGCCACGGAGGGCGAAUCGGGUUCUUUCAAGGAGAUAUUCGUCUCCUAUCCGACGAUAUGAAAGCAUUGCGUCCAACCAUCUUCCCUGUCGUGCCGCGGCUGUUAAACAGAAUGUAUGAUAAGAUCUUCAGCCAGGCGGACACGUCCCUCAAGCGCUGGAUUCUGGAAUUUGCCGCGAAACGGAAAAAAGCCGAAGUUCGAAACGGGAUCAUUAGAAAUGACAGCUUGUGGGAUAAACUUUUCUUCAAUAAAAUACAGGCGAGUCUCGGUGGGUGCGUUCGCAUGAUAGUAACAGGCGCCGCCCCUGCGUCUCCGACUGUCCUGGGCUUCCUCCGCGCGGCCCUCGGAUGCCAGGUUUAUGAAGGGUAUGGCCAAACAGAAUGCACAGCUGGAUGCACCUUUACGACCCCAGGUGACUGGACAUCAGGUCAUGUGGGAGCCCCUUUGCCCUGUAACUUAAUCAGAUUGAAGGACGUGGAAGAGCUGAAUUAUUUUGCUUCCAAAGGAGAAGGAGAGAUAUGCGUGAAAGGACCAAAUGUUUUCAAAGGUUAUCUGAAAGAUGAAGAGAAGACAACUGAAGCGCUGGACCAGGAGGGCUGGCUUCAUACUGGAGACAUCGGGAAAUGGUUACCUAAUGGGACUCUUAAAAUUAUUGAUCGGAAAAAACAUAUAUUUAAACUCGCUCAGGGAGAAUACAUUGCACCAGAGAAGAUAGAGAAUAUCUAUAUCCGCAGUGACCCUGUUGCCCAGAUCUAUGUCCAUGGAGACAGCCUGCAGGCUUUCCUGGUGGGAAUCGUGGUGCCCGAUCCCGAAGUCAUGCCAGGCUGGGCAAAGAAAAGAGGGUUUGACGGAACAUAUGCAGAACUCUGUAAAAAUAAGGAACUGCAGCAAGCGAUAAUGGAAGACAUGGUACGGUUAGGUAAGGAGAGUGGACUUCAUUCCUUUGAGCAGGUCAAAGCCAUUUACAUUCACUCUGAUAUGUUCUCAGUACAAAAUGGUUUGUUGACACCAACGUUAAAGGCUAAGAGACCCGAACUAAGAGAUUACUUCAAAAAACAAAUAGAAGAGCUAUAUUCGAGCAUCUCCAUCUGAAAUUACGGGAAGAAUCUUCUGAAUAAUGGACUUCGUAGCAAUACUAGAAUAAUACUCAAAAGUACAGAGCCAGAAUGACACAGCUGAAAUGGAUAAGCAUCAGAAUCUGACAUUUGAGCCUUUCAUUGUUCUAGGAUUUCACCACUAACCAUAAUUUUCCUUCUUUUUUCCAUCAGGUGUGAUACAAUUUAUUUUUUACUCUAUGUAGGCAGUAGGGUACUACUAAGAAUCAUGCUAAAUUGCCACAGAACAUACAGAAAUUUCAAUCUAUGACCAAGUAAAUUACGUAAACUUACCUUAUUAAUAACUACAAACAUGUCUAAUUAAAAUAGGGAAAAUUUCAGGUAUGUCUGUCUGUAUAUAACCUACUACAUUAGAAACUAAAAUUGUGGGUAAUUCAAUAAUGUGGUCUACCUCAAACAAUCGGUGAUUGAUGGUGAAGUCUGUUUUCCCUGAUCUGGAACUUCAAGCUGGGUAUUGGUUUAUAUAUUAAGUGAUAGUUUUUAUAUUUUCCAGAACAUAAAUUACAUUGAUUUGAUUUAAUCAUUAAUGACCUAACAACCAGAAUAGAAAUAGGAAUGAAUCUCCCCCUAUUUGUACUUAAUAGACCUAUUAGUAUAUGACAUCUAAUGGAUUAAAUUGAAAUUAAAGAAGAGGUUAGGAAGCGAUAGGAUAGAAUUCCCUCUGUUUCCUUUUCAUCCGAACUCAGUUUAUACAUGGCAUGCUGAUUUUGCAUUAGGGCCUCCUUCAGCACAGCACACUCACGGACAUCUGAACUACUCAAACCGAGAAGGUUGUAAAGCAUCGCUGGCUCUGGGGUGUCUUUCUGUGGGAGUUCACGUUAACCCAUAUGCUCCCGGUCCCUAAUUUAUUACUUUACAUGCUGCUAAUACUGCGUAGUCCAGUUGGACUAACUCCCUUUCAGAAACAGUGCUAAAGAAACGGAGCACAAGGUUUAAGCUGCGAUUCUGAAUGGGGCUUAGCAAAAUAAAUUGGUUUGGGAGAAAGGCUGGCCUGAGAUGCAGCGGCGGAGGGCAUCCUUCGGCUGGCCGUGGGAGAGGAAGAGAUGCUGCUCCGGAAGGCUCGCAGGGAUGGGCGAAAGGCUGCGGUAGCCACUGCUGUCGUAAGGUGUCAUGGUACGGUAAAACACGACGUGGCUGCAGAAAGGCCUGCUAAGAAAACAACUUUACGUUCCGAUGUCUGGAAGCCUCAGUUCCUGCUGUUGUCACUUCCAGUGGCCUCUCUGGAAUAAAGAGCAAGUGGUCGGGAUGAAACCGGAGAUUUCACGACCCGCUGCAGCCAUUGAAAGGGGACAAGUCCCAUGGGAAGGGGAACGGAGCUCGCUCUUGAAAUAAAGCACGGUACAAAACAAUGAGAAAACUGUAAUGUCAAGUCGCUUGAAUACUUGGACCGUCAGUGGCUUCCUUCUGCUAAACAGGGUCCGAAAUAUCUAUGUGCAUUUUAAUAGCUGCUGUUCGUUGCACCAGUGCAUACUAGCAUGGAGCUGUGCCUGCUAGAUCGUCUUUGCUAGGACAGUGAAAGCACACUUAUUUUCUCUUUUAAACUGGAAUCCACUGUAGACUUUUGAAGCUAAAAGUUUAAAUUUUUAAUCUAAAUGACCUCUUAUUUUCCCUCUGAAAUUCCAUUGCAUGCUUCAAAAUGAAAUAAAUUGAAUUAAUGAGUUAGUGUUACACAAAGACUGAUUUAUUGCAGUAAUUUCAGAACAAAAUGAUACAAAGGAAACUGUAUCAGCUAACAUAAUCACUCAUAUAAAGAACAUAGUGAUUUGAUUUAUCAGAUGUGGAAGGAUUUGUCUGAAUCCCUUUUUGCGCCCGAUUCCCCUUUUGAUUCCAGUGCAAUGACUCAUAUCAGUCCAAAGCAAGUAAGAAAUACCGCUCCUGCGAUCUGAUGGUACUGUACAUUCAUUUUUCACCAAUGUACACAGCAACAGCAUCCCUGGGGAAUUUGCGUCUGCCGUGUCUACAGAGGAUAGGAAUUACUGUACAAAAUCUGGCUCUUUAGGUCAAGUCAUAAAGGAUUUUCAUCUCUGCGGAGUCUAGUUCAUCUCCUUUUUGUAUCAGCCAGAAGACAGUCAUUACAUACGCACGCUCCAAAGCAGUGAAGAAUUAGUACAAUUUCCUGUUUUAAUGCGACAUACUUUUAAAAUAAAAAACCCCUGAAAACUAGUCAUCUAAAUAAGUACAGAAAAGCUAUUUUCCACUGACCUUUCUCUACCACAUGAAUUUAAUAUAAUUUUCUUCUAAGAUGAUUUCAGUUUACCAGACUUCUCUAGCUAACUAAAAUCUGACUUUGUGUAAGUGUAGAAGAUCCCAACACGAGUUUAUUUACGGCUUAGAUGGCUGUUAUUUUAAGAAUGUAAUGCCGAAUAAUAGGUCUGCGUUGCUCUUUCGGUAUUUGAUGCAAAAUGUUGGAUGCGCUAGGGCCAAAGAUAUGACCACCAAACGAAUAAGAAAGAAAAAAUACAGAUGUGGCCACACUAGGAUGAUGCGAAAUUUGGGAGAAAUUGUGUUGCCACACCAAAAGUGUGAAUACUUCCAGAACUUGUGAAAAGCUGUAUAAAUAAACUAAAAGCUCUCUUGAAUACUUUCUUGUGUAAUCAGAUUUUCCUCUGCAGGUUAUUCUCUCGCCAUAAUCAUAACAAUGUUGUGAGAAAUUAAAACUUGAAAAGAAUACGUGUGCAACACACGGGCUAGGCACAAACAUGCUUCUCUUCAAAUUUCAGAAAUACUUGUUUUGCAUCGAGCUUUCUUAAACUGAAAUACUUCUUGUGACCGCCAAGGAAAAAUCGCCAGGGCUGUCCAAUAACCAGUUGGUUGGUUGGUUUGUUUGUUUUCUCAAGACAGCUAAUUACAAAAUUAAUUUCCAAUAUUCAUCUUAUCGAAAGAGCCGAGACUCGAGUGCCGUUGCGUAAGUGGCAAUGCAAGUUACCCAUCUCUCUGCGUGAUGGCUUCUGGGUGACUGGUUUUAACUACUCACUCUCAUCUGGGGGUUCAUUCCGCCAUCACUUAAUGACAGAACCACAGCAAGGCCACUGCAAUGAGCACAGCAACGCUCUGCCACCAGAGUGGGGCCAGAGGGGGGGUCAGGCAGGAGGCCGAUAGCCCAAAGCACCGUGGCCACCAAAGCCGUUUGCACCCUCUUCCCCGCAGGGUUACGCUGCAGCGGGUGUGCUGCGAGGCUCGGCGCACCAAAUACGCCUCUGAAAUCACUGGAAGGCUCUCUCCAGUGCUCAUAUAUAAAAACCAGAAUAAAAUACAUUUUUCAGGAAGAGAAUAUUGCUUAGUCAUAUAUUUUGUAUGUUCUUUGCUCGAUAUAUUGCACAGAGAAAAUACUGUUCUGCUACAGAAAUGGUCAAAGACAGAGGAGUGAGCAGAAACCACACCAGUCUUAACCCCGCGUUGGCAGGAAACACGCAGCAUUAUUCUGUCCUGAAAGGCACAUCUGUAGGUUAAAAUGGUUGAUACGCAUCAAGUGAAAAAGAUGGUGAGUUGUUUAUUGGUGAAAGGACUGCUUUGCAAUCUGUCGUUGCUGUUAGUAAGUAUAUAUCAGCAUCAGUAAAGUCCAGUGUCAUUUUUGCCAUGAAUAUGGAAUUCUUGCAUAGAACAGAAAAUAAACUGACUUAAUCUUCUGGAAUGAAACACAUUAACUAUAGAUUUCUUUUCUUUUUAUUUUCCAUGUAUUAAAAGCACAAACUGGUGAUCUAUAUGUAAAUAAACUGCUACAAGAUGAAUGUAAACUGGGAAAGAAUAUACUAUUUUUGCAUGGUAACAGAUUACUUAAAGACCUCUUGAUGCCUUACAGAAAAUUUGGAAGAGCAUUUUAUUUAGAGGCAAUUCUAUCUGUGUACUUUUUGUAUCUUUAGCUCACUCUGGUUUUGUCUGUGGAAAAACCCCCAGAUAAUCCGAAUUAGAUCUUUGUUUCUCCUUGGAAUUAACAUUCUUGGUCCUAUGCACAUUCAAUGGUUUCUACACCACCUUUACUCCCUUGAAAUGGUGAAGCUGAGGCUGUGCUUUUCGGAGGAGAAAGCUGGAUGCUUGUAGUCUGGGAGGGAAAAAGUUUCAGAUCCCUGGAAUUGUUCCAAAAUAAAAUGUUUUCUGAGGCAUCUAGAGCCCCUUUAAGCCCUUUGCUUCAUUUCAGCUUUUUGUUACGUAUUUUAGCAAAGUACACGCAGCUAACAAAUGAGGCAUUUUCGUAAGUGUUGCCUAUUCUAUUUUCAACCGAAAGUGAAGGGGUUAAAAUAUAACAUAUACAUUUGUGUAAAAAAAAAAAAAAAAUCUUAACUGUAAUUAAAGAUUUUUAAGUUUUGGUAUAUUAGCAUGUAUAUCAAAAAGUCAUCUAUGGAAACUUUUGUAAAGAAUUAAAUUGUCACAUUUCUCAAAGCCACUCAUAAGAUUUUUCUCGUGGACUGACAUACAAUAAAAGCUUUUUUAUAAAA